Cyclopterus lumpus (lumpfish) is the source of this 927-nucleotide messenger RNA. RefSeq lists its product as uncharacterized. The record is from RefSeq and is a predicted model, not a curated record. Bases 16 to 927 code for a protein of 303 amino acids. Gene Ontology annotation, biological process: positive regulation of T cell proliferation; cellular response to lipopolysaccharide; cell surface receptor signaling pathway. Gene Ontology annotation, cellular component: external side of plasma membrane. The transcript is spliced from 4 exons. NCBI's taxonomy places the organism in Eukaryota, Metazoa, Chordata, Actinopteri, Perciformes, Cyclopteridae.
CUUCCACCCUGAGCCAUGUUUCAGAGUUUGAGCUCUCUGGCGCCAUCUGGUGACACAAAGGGGGAGAAGAUGACCUGCAGGAUGCUGCUGCUCUUCAUCCUGCUGCUCUUCAUCCUCACCUCCUGUGUCUGUGGAUCCUUUGUAGUGAAUGUGACACAGAGCUCCUAUCAGGCAGAGGAGAACCACAUCAUCACACUGGAAUGGGAGUUCCCCACCAACACUGAACGCUCCUCCAACUCCCUGAAUGUCCUCUGUCAACUGUUUACUCUUGUCAGGCCCUUCAUCCUGUUUCACCUACAUGAAGGAGUCCAUGUCCCAAAGUCUCAGGAUGAACACUUUGCAGGACGAGUCCAGUGGGACGAAGACGUCCUCAGAGAAGGACGAGUCAGACUUCACAUGUCCAGACUCAGGACUGCUGACUCGGGUCUGUACACGUGUGACGUGCUCACAAGUUAUGGGAUGAACUCUGGGGAAUGUUGGCUCAAUGUCUCCGCCGUGAACGAGCCCAACCCUGAGACAACAAAACCGGCACCGAUGACAACUCGACCAGUGGCAGAGGGCCGGGGAAGAGUCGGCCUCUACGCCGCACUGGGACUCGUGGAGGGGCUCGUGGUGGGGCUCGUGGUGGGGCUCGUGCUGGGGCUCGUGGAGGGGCUCGUGGUGGGGCUCUUGCUGGGGCUCGUGCUGGGGCUCGUGGUGGGGCUCGUGCUGGGGCUCGUGCUGGGGCUCGUGGAGGGGCUCGUGCUGGGGCUCGUGCUGGGGCUCGUGCUGGGGCACGUGCUGGGACUCGUGGUGGGGCUCGUGGUGGCCGCCGGUAUUCGCCAUUUAUUUAAUAACGCUGUAAGGAAACCAGAGCAGCCGGACCGAGGAGGCGUGUCGCGGCGCGUGAAUGUGACGUCACUGCUGUCUGCUGCAGAAACCAAGUGA